AUGGAAUGUAUAACGGUUGAUAAUCAUGAACGACCGUUAAAAAAUAUGAAUAGUUAUGAACAUCUGUCUCAUGCUACACCUACAUCACCAGCCAAUCUGUCUAUGAUUAUUUCGCAAUCAUAUAAACCGUUACAUGUUAAAUCGACACAAUUUAAUAAGAAUACAAUUGCCGUUACGAAAGGUACUCAUGUAAAAGCACUUUAUGCAAUAUCCAAUUGGGUAUUUAUUGAAAUACCUGAAACUGGUGAAACUGGUUUUAUACCAAUUUAUUGUACUCGUUUACUUGAACCUGUUAAUUCAUCAUUUGAAUCAUCUUCUCAAAAUAAUAUUAGUUUACUUAAUGUUAGCAUUUGUGACAAACCACGUUAUUCACGUUUAUCAAUUACAAAUAAUCGAUCGUAUAGUAUGUCAGCACCACGACAUGGUCGUUUUAUUUCAUCAAUUGGACCAUGUUAUUUAAAUAAUGAACCACAACUUUCCAAAAGUUCACGUUUAACUAAAACAACAACAUUUACUCGUCCACAAAUUAAAGAUGAAUCAAUUUUAUCUCAACAAAUUUCAAAUAUGUCUCUACAUAUUUCUGAUAAAGAUGCUUAUGAAACAUUAAAUUUAACUCCACAUAAAAAUUUAUCAUUAAGUCUUUUAGAUAAUGAACCAGUGAUUUUUCGUUCAAAUAAUCGUUUACGUGUUAUUGAAAAUUAUCAAAGACAAUUUAUUGGUGAUAUAAGUGUACUUGAAUCUGAAGUUGUUACACUUGUUAAUCCAAGUGAAUCUAUUGGUGAUUGGCGAUUAGUCAAACGUGGUGAUGGACAACAAGGUUAUAUACCGAAAAAUAUUGUUAUAUUAGAUCGAAAUUUUACUUAA
This is a messenger RNA of Rotaria sp. Silwood2, 864 nucleotides long. The record is from the annotation of a GenBank genome assembly. Lineage: Eukaryota; Metazoa; Rotifera; Eurotatoria; Philodinida; Philodinidae.